Molecule: messenger RNA, 1380 nt
Organism: Arachis ipaensis
Lineage: Eukaryota; Viridiplantae; Streptophyta; Magnoliopsida; Fabales; Fabaceae
Molecular function (GO): RNA-DNA hybrid ribonuclease activity; nucleic acid binding
Source: RefSeq, a predicted model, not a curated record
AUGGCGAAUGUUCACCCUCAUGAACCUUUGAAACAUUAUAUUGCCGCAUCCGAAAACACGAUUGGGUGUAUGUUGGCUCAAGAUGAUGAGAAUGGCCAUGAACAAGCCGUUUAUUACCUCAGCCAAGUUUUAACUGAUAUCGAGACAAGGUAUUCACUUAUUGAAAAAUUGUGCUUGCCUUUGUAUAAAGCUUGCACAAAGUUAAAGUGCUAUAUGGUUGCCAAACCUGUGAAAAUCAUUGCACAAACUGACCUUGUUAAAUAUAUGUUGUCUUCUCCGAUGUUGCGAGGUCGAUUAGGGAAAUGGAUGUUAGCAUUAACAGAGUUUGACUUGCAAUAUGUUCCAGCCAAGGCUGUGAAAGGACAGGUCAUUGCAGAUUUUCUAGUUGAUCAUUCAAAUAAUCUGAAUGACCAAGGGGCAAAUAUAAUUGAUGUCCAUGUCGAUUAUUGGAAGUUAUAUUUUGAUGGUUCGAAGCAUAAAGAUGGUGCAGGAAUGGGAAUUUUAAUUAUUUCACCAGAGGAAAUUCUAUCACAAUUUUUGUUUGAGUUAAAAUAUUCUUGCUCGAAUAAUGUGGCUGAGUAUGAAGCUUUAAUUUUGGGCCUUGAAAUUUUGAUCAGAAAAAGGGCUUUAGAAGUUCAAAUCCUUGGAAAUUCUCAGUUAGUUUUGAAACAGUUGUUGAAGGAGUUCAAAUGUAACAAUCAGAAGUUACAAAAAUAUUUAGCAAAGGCAUGGAAAUUGUUAACUUCCUUUCAAAAUGUUUCAUUAGUCCAUAUUCCGAGAAUUCAUACUAAAAUUGCUAAUGAGUUGGCUCAGAUUGCUUCGAGAUAUAAAAUAGGCCCAGAAACAAUAAGAAAAUUGGCAAAAGUUCGCCAAAUAUUAGUGCCGAUGGAUGAAAGAGAAGCUUUCUAUUUGGAUGAAUGGGAAAAUAAUGAUUGGAGAAAACCUAUUGCUGAGUAUUUAAAAAAUCCCAGUAUUCAAUUGGAUAGGAAAAUAAAGUUGAAAGCAAUGAAUUUUGUAUUAAUGGCUGAUGAGUUAUACAAGAAAGGAAUCGACGGAAGAUAUGCUUUAGGGAAAGUCCGUAGAGGUCGACUACUUGUGUUUCAAUCGGAGAUGGUGGAAUCACCUGUAGAGAUUCAGCAAAUACGACAGUCUGAGCUGAAGAAUGAGACUCUUGUUGCUCCGAUCCAAAUGGAUUUUGUUGCGUGGUCUGUCCAGGAGCAAGUGGAGAAGAUGUUGAUUCAAAUUACAGGAAUGGAUUUUCUUCGAACCAAUGGAGGGAUUGAUUCAGUCUCUAAAUCUUCAUUUGAAUCAGAAGGAGCAGCAAGAAUGUCUUGGAUGGGCUAUUCACUUUCUUCUGAAGAACUUUCACUUGAAGAUUGA